AUUUCCUCCCCUCUCUAAAUUGCUCAACCCUAGCCCCGCGCGAGAUCCAGGAUAUGGAGAGAUGCUGACAACUAAGAGAAGCGGUGACGAUCUCACAAGAAGCACAAGCGAGGAACUAACAACUAGCAAUGAUGGUGGAGAGAUUUUACCUUAUUAUCUAACAAGCUUGAAUAAGAGGCAGAAGACUUGCAAGGGUGGGGAAGAGGCUUUCAAGUCAUUGCCUUCAGGUCUGCUUGUAAUUCCUUUUAUCAUUUAGUGGCUCAUUGUGUGUAUAAUUUUUUUUAUUUAACUAAGUUCAGGUGCUACUUUUGGCGGGGAGCUUGGCAGUAGUGGCUCUGCCCAAGAUGUCUCUGAACGUCUCAGUGAAGAAGCUGUGUGAAAAAUAUCCCGAAGUGCCAUCUCGCUUUCGUUGUUUGAUGGUGAUUUUGGCUGUUUGAUGCAUCUGGAUUUUCCAAAUACUUGUUUGAUCACCAACAAUUAACUGUUGAAAUUAUAAUCUUUUGUAGGAGGCACCAAUGUGCUUACAUGCUCAGGUGUUCCCGUCGAACGCAAAGUAUCUUAUGUAAGAGUACUGACUUCAGCAAAAUUAGCUACAGCUUUGAAGAAUAAAAGAAAAGCUGGCUGUAGCAUGAUGAUUCAAGUACGUGAUGUAUCCAAUAACAUUGCCAGAGGGUGGUUGCAACACUAUGAUAUAGACCUUGGGAUUGCUUUUGUCAAGGUCACAGAGUUCAUUGAUGCUUGUGUAGUACAUCUCUGUCAUGGAAUGGAAUUUCUGCCCCAAGGUAACCUAGUAGCUAUACAACUUACUGACUCUGGUGCAUUAACACCCUUGAUGCUGUCUAAAGAUUCAAGUGCUUUUGAAGAUGGCAAAGUGCUUUGUAAGUCCUCUAAGGCUGGUGAUGGUGUGCCACUUUUUGAUGGUGAUGGAAACUUUGUUGGCAUGAACCUUCUUCUGGAUACAGGAAGAUGGUCUUAUCUUCAAAUGAGUGUAGUUAUUGAACAAUUAGAGCAUUUGAGAAAAGGAACAAAUUGCGUGUGAGAAGAUGGCUAUUCAAGUAUGUCUUGUACAUUUCCAGAAUAAACUGGCAAUGCUUUCCCAAUUUGCUUAUCUAUGCAUGUCUUUCACUGGUUGUCUUGGCUGUGCGUUCCCAAUUGGUGGUUGUGAUCGUGUGAACAAGGCUGAACAUUAUCUGUUGGUUACUUUUGCAGACUUUUGGGAUUUGUACUUCUUAGGA
Setaria italica (foxtail millet) is the source of this 1235-nucleotide messenger RNA. RefSeq lists its product as uncharacterized. The transcript is spliced from 4 exons. Bases 629 to 1039 code for a protein of 136 amino acids. Lineage: Eukaryota; Viridiplantae; Streptophyta; Magnoliopsida; Poales; Poaceae. The record is from RefSeq and is a predicted model, not a curated record.